AAAUCUUUUAGAAUUGCGAUGAGCUUAGAAAGCACUUUUAUGAACUUAGACUCCAAGUCCACCAAUCUUGAUGACCAGGUAAUUUUAGAAAGCCUGAGUUCUUCUUCACUACAUCCUCAUGUUAUCAAACCCUCCAAGUCGAUCGAGACUUCGGAUAUAAUGUCGACUAGUUUUCAGAAAUCAAGUGAACAACCCGAACCUUCUUCAGACUGUAUAUCCAGAGAGUCCUUUACCAACUCUUGUCAUACAGCUCCAACAGUUGAAGCUUAUCAAAACAGAGAGUCUAUGACCAAGAAAAAGGAAAAUUCGGAGGGCAAAGCAUUGUCACAAGAAGACUUGAAACGUGAAAGAAACAGAAGAUUGGCAAGAGAAUUUCGUGCGAGAAAGAAAGAAGAAAUACGUUUAUAUCGUUCAACUAUCGUCAAUUUAACUCAAAAAGUUCGGACGCUAGCAGCAGAAAACCAAAAAUUGCAGCAAAUCGUAAAAGAAAUACAAGAGAAAAAAACAACCAAUCAUGAAGAAAGAAGAGCUGAAAAACACAAAGAUGAACAGAUCAAAAAGCUUCAGAAACAAGUUCUUCUUUAUCAGAUUUUACUACAACGGUUGAAAGAUAAUGCCAAUCAGGAUUUUGGGCAAGAAAGAGAGAAACAACGUUGUUCUACUGUGAGUGGAAACCCACAUUCAUUAUUAGAAAGUUACUCAUCUCCGCUUCCCUCUAUCAAAACUUUGACUCAGAUGGAUUGUGAGACAACACAACCUGUCUGUUCACCAGAUCGAGAACUGCAACAAAGAAGACUCUCUAGAAGUUUUACAAUUCCUUCCUUAGUUGAUGUUCCAUUGUCAAAUUUACUGUCCCAAGAACUUGUCGAUUCCGGGACAAGUCCCGCAAACAUUCUUAUGAUAGCCAUACAGAAUCCAGGUGUACAGAUUGCUCCUCUAGCAGUCCCCCUAAUAACUUGCAUGGUUUGAGUACUCAUCUUUUUUGUACUCCCAUGUUGGAUUCUCCACUUGUUUACAACUCCAGAUCAGGUAACAGGGAUAGCUCGCUUUCCUAGCCAGCAAUUGAGAGUAAAAUUGUAGCUGAGAUACUAAACUGUAGUUUCUAUGUGGCUUUUUAUCAUAUCUGAGAUAGUUGUAAAUUCAAUAAAUACCCCAAAACUUUA
This is a messenger RNA of Galdieria sulphuraria, 1163 nucleotides long. RefSeq lists its product as uncharacterized. The transcript has a single exon. Lineage: Eukaryota; Rhodophyta; Bangiophyceae; Galdieriales; Galdieriaceae. The record is from RefSeq and is a predicted model, not a curated record. Bases 19 to 969 code for a protein of 316 amino acids.